Messenger RNA from Aspergillus ochraceoroseus IBT 24754, 668 nucleotides. NCBI's taxonomy places the organism in Eukaryota, Fungi, Ascomycota, Eurotiomycetes, Eurotiales, Aspergillaceae. The record is from the annotation of a RefSeq genome assembly.
CUGUCCAACAAAGCGCCGAUUUCAGCGUUAACCUGCACCUGUUCUACAUUCCUGGAGAGCUAUAUAUACAGAACCUACCUAUCCUUGUCCAAACGAAAAAAAAAAAAAAAAAAAAAAAAGCUUCCGAGACUAUUCGCCUACCAACUGUCACUGAGAUCGAGGCCUCGACAGAACUCAUAAGCACACCAGACAAAUACACCAAAGUUGUCGUCCGGGUGCACGAGAAUUUCGCAGUGAAAAUGGGUCCCAGUGUACCCCUCAUCGAGGCGGAAAACAUGAAGUUCCUCGUCGCCAACAGCAAGGCCAUCUCCCUGGUGAUACGCUUCAAAAACUAUUACCGUCCCUGAACACGGUGGAAAAAGCCACGAUAAGCAAGUUGAUUAAAGACGCGAUGACAGAGCUACGGAGCAUCCGGCCACCAGAUUACUUUGUCUGACUCUGUGGCGCGAUCGACUGGUGCGGAAUAUGGUUGAUCGGACUCUGAACGGCCACCGCACUGUUUUCACCCGCACGGGGGACCGACCUGCAACCGAAGAAUAUCAUGGUUGAAAGACUUGGAAAUGGCGAAGGGGGGCCCGGACUGGGAAAGUGCUGGAUGGUAUCCGGAGUUUUGGGAUUUCUGUAAUGCUACUAUCGCCUGUCGAUUUAAACCCGACUGGCUUGAGCUU